UAUAAUGGGAGAGCAGAAGCGGCUUCAGAGCAGUCGGCAGCAGCCCAGCCCACGGCGGCCCCCGGCAGUGAGUCGGUGGGCCGGGGCUCACCCGCCUCCAGCCUCUGCAUGGGGAACACCAUCAGGGCCCUGGCGGCCUUCAUCCCCGCUGACUGCUGCCAGAACUACGUGGUCAGAGAUCUCCGGGAGAUGCCAGUGGACAAGAUGGUAGACCUGAGCGGGAACCAGCUACGCCAUUUCCCCGGGCACGUGUGCUCCUUCCGGGAGCUGGUCAAGCUCUACCUGAGUGACAACCACCUCAACAGCCUGCCGCCUGAGCUGGGGCAGCUGCAGAAUCUGCAGAUCCUGGCCCUGGAUUUCAACAACUUCAAGGCGCUGCCCCAGGUGGUGUGUACUCUGAAACAGCUCUGCAUCCUCUACUUGGGUAACAACAAACUGUGCGACCUCCCCAGUGAGCUGAGCCUGCUUCAGAAUCUCCGGACCCUGUGGGUCGAGGCCAACUGCCUCACCCGGCUGCCAGAUGUGGUCUGUGAGCUGAGUCUCCUGAAGACCCUGCACGCCGGCUCCAAUUCCCUGCGUCUGCUGCCAGGCCAGCUCCAGCGCCUCCGAGAGCUGCGGACCAUCUGGCUCUCGGGCAACCUGCUGACUGACUUCCCCCCUGUGCUGCUGCACAUGCCCUUUCUGGAGGUGAUCGACGUGGACAGGAACAGCAUCCGUUACUUCCCCAGCCUGGCCCACCUAUCGAGUCUGAAGCUGGUCAUCUACGACCACAAUCCCUGCAGAAACGCACCCAAGGUGGCCAAAGGCGUGUGCCGUGUGGGAAGAUGGGCAGAGGAGGCGCCAGAGCCUGAGCCCAGAAAAGCCAGACGCUAUGCCUUGGCCAGGGAGGAAAGUCAGGAGGGAGAGACACCUGCCUUGCCUCUACUUCUUCCUCCCAACUCGUAAGGAGCUUCAGCUGUAGGUCAAUGCCAACGAGCCCACGCCAGCAUAUUCUGGAGACCUCUCCUUUAGAGCAUACAGGAUUGCUCUGGGACACGCGGGAUGCCUCUGCCAGUGGGGAGUGAUGAAGUCAGAAGAAAUGCCUCAAUCACACUGAGAGAAUUUCUGGCCAGCAUCUCUCCCAGAACAAAGUUGUGUGCUAUGCGCAGCCUCACUCUCUGCAAGCAAAAUCAGGUGUUUUGCAACACUGAAGAGUAAGAAGGGCUAGGACGGUCUGUCCUCAGCUCCAGAAGUGGCUGGUCAGGAUGCUCACAAAGUCCUCGAAUAAGGUAUUUAUUAUAGAAUUCACCUAAGAGUCCUGUGGCCUGCCUCCAGCCCUUUGCAGAAUAUAUUUUUACUAGGAAUGACCAUAAGUGAUACGAAAGUAGAACUAAUUCGGACCACUUACAAAGGACAUUUCUACCCAGUCAGACUCAGACUCUGCGCUGUUGCAAAGGCUCCAGAUGAAGCUUUCCCCCUGCAGUUUGGUGAACGCUCAGAAGACCUCUGAAAUGGCUCCUGGUGGAGUCCAGCUGUCAUCUUACACACUUGACAGUGGUUCAUGCUGAUUUAACUUGUUUUCCCUAAAGUUCAAGGUGUGACCCCAGGUCCGCUCUCAGCUGCUUACUGUCACUAUAAUGCUACAAGCCCUCCAGAAAGUAGAACCCCUCGUUGGCAAUGUGGUCUUAUUAAAACCUGCCUGCCUCCACA
Molecule: messenger RNA, 1689 nt
Organism: Suricata suricatta (meerkat)
Lineage: Eukaryota; Metazoa; Chordata; Mammalia; Carnivora; Herpestidae
Gene: LRRC10
Product: leucine rich repeat containing 10
Exons: 1
Coding region: 109-945 (278 amino acids)
Molecular function (GO): protein binding
Source: RefSeq, a predicted model, not a curated record